AUGGAUGAUUUCAGCCUGGAGGAUACCGUGCGACAGCUCUCUGACCUCGAAGUGGCCCUGUUCCUGUGUCUUGUCGCGCGUGAACACUGUUUGAUCGAAACCACGAGAGACGGCAUCCACGAUCUUGCCAAAGAGCUAGCCUUGGUCUGCUCAAAUGCCUUUGACUUGUCUUAUUCCAUUCUGGAUUGUUGUGAGACAACAUCCAUUGAGGACAUUCACAAUGAGAUCCUCACGGCAGAUGCUCGGAAACAUCAAGACCGUCCAUCAUAUUUCCGGUUGAAGACCGCCUCAAAGUCCAGUAAUCUCUCAUCGCCUAUGACUCCUCGAGAUCGCAGCAGGUCACCGAUCCCGAGCUCAUUGCCUGAUGAUACCAAUGUGGUCAACAUUGUCAUCGCCCAAAAUUUCAACCUGGUUGACGAGGACGUCCAAGUCCAGACUUUACAGUUAAUGCGAACUAAGAAGUUGGUAACUGAAAUAGGCAUCCUGAAUGCUCCUACAGACUUUCUUUUCAUUCCUCUCGUGGUGCGAGAGACUGAUCAGCUUCGACCACGACUAAAGACACAUUUGAGUGAACAUCUAUUGAUCUCACAUUACCACGACCCCGCCGAUGGCUACGUAUAUCUCGAGGAGAAUGACUGGCUAUCGGACGGUCAAAUAUCUGCGUCUUCUGUCAUUCACUCACCAAAGACCUUUGAAAAGACAAGCGCCAAAGUCGAUCGCCUGGCAAUAGAUAAGCUUCGAGAAGCGAGCGACUCUGUAACAAGCAGUGCGGAGGUGGUUCGGUAUAUCCAAGAUAUCGUUGUUUUCCUACGGCUCAGUCGUGCAGUUGCUGGCGGGGUAUCUGCUAAGGCGAACAACGACUUCGCUCGAUUUGCCCAGUUUCUUGCGCCCCUGCAUGGGAUUGACUAUCUCACGCCAUCGAUUGUAGCUUUGGCUGCGAGGAAAGUGUUUCGCCACCGCAUUGUCGUUGCGACUCCUGAUGAUGAUCGAAGCCUGCAAUACGGAAGUGGACUAGAAGCUGUCUCUUCUGUUCUGGUCGAUGUUACGCCCGACUCAAUAUUGGAUGGCGUCCUGGCAUUGGAGCCUCCAAUAUAA
Penicillium cinerascens is the source of this 1095-nucleotide messenger RNA. RefSeq lists its product as uncharacterized. The transcript is spliced from 7 exons. Lineage: Eukaryota; Fungi; Ascomycota; Eurotiomycetes; Eurotiales; Aspergillaceae. The record is from RefSeq and is a predicted model, not a curated record. The coding region runs from base 1 to 1095 and encodes 364 amino acids.